Molecule: messenger RNA, 791 nt
Organism: Salvia miltiorrhiza (redroot sage)
Lineage: Eukaryota; Viridiplantae; Streptophyta; Magnoliopsida; Lamiales; Lamiaceae
Product: ethylene-responsive transcription factor ERF039-like
Exons: 1
Coding region: 7-627 (206 amino acids)
Biological process (GO): regulation of DNA-templated transcription
Molecular function (GO): DNA binding; DNA-binding transcription factor activity
Source: RefSeq, a predicted model, not a curated record
UGAAGAAUGGAUCCACAUCAACAACUCAUCAUCUUCCACUACAUGCAUCAAUCCACCCCCACCUCCUCCGAUCACACUUCAUCACAGGCACCAAUCAAGAAGCUUUCCACCGCCGAAACGAAUAAUCACCCCACAUACCGCGGAGUCCGGCGGCGGAGCUGGGGAAAAUGGGUUUCGGAAAUCCGAGAGCCCAGAAAGAAAUCGAGGAUAUGGCUCGGAACCUUCGCCACCGCCGAGAUGGCCGCGCGAGCCCACGAUGCGGCCGCCGUCGCGAUCAAAGGCCGCUCCGCCGUCCUCAACUUCCCGGAGCAGGCUGAGAAACUGCCCCGCGCCGCCUCCAAGUCUCCGAAAGACGUGCAGGCCGCCGCCGCCAAAGCGGCUGAGCUGGUGGUUUCCACGGCUGAGCACGGCGGCCAACUCUCAUCACCCGUGUCUUCUUCUUCUUCUUCUUCUUCAGCUGAGGAUGAUGCAUUUGUUGGUUUACCGGAUCUGUUCUUGGGUAUCGACGGCCACUACCGUCUUGAUACGUGGUUCUGCACAGCGGCGGCGGCGGCGGCGUCGCCGUGGAUGGAGGCGGCCGGUAGUGAGGCUGGUCAUGCUGAACCUUUCUCGUGGGACUUCACUUGAAUUUCUUUGCAGUAUAAACCAAACCAGAACUUAAAUAAUUGCAUGUGUUGGCUUAUGUGUAGUAUAUAUUCAAAAAUAUACUCUCUUUUGCUUCCAAAAAAAAAAUCUCUCUUUCUCAGUUUAUCGGUCAUUUUAAUUUUAUUAAUUUAAAUAUUUAUAGCUCA